Lachancea dasiensis is the source of this 2100-nucleotide messenger RNA. The record is from the annotation of a GenBank genome assembly. NCBI's taxonomy places the organism in Eukaryota, Fungi, Ascomycota, Saccharomycetes, Saccharomycetales, Saccharomycetaceae.
AUGCCCAGCACCUCAUCGAGGGCCAGAAGUAGGUCAAACUCCACCGAUGUUGAUGGGAACACGCACCAACCUUCGUCACCGCGUUCCAGUGCGGGAUCGGAGAGUAGCGACAGUGGGAAGUUCUCUAGUGAAAAUAGAACGAGCCUGCUCCCGCAGUUGUUUAGCCGUGCUGAGCUGGACAUCAACGUGGCAAUGAACUACGUCUUGCAACGAUUUUUCGAUAUGAACGAUGUGAGCUUAGCGCCUUCAUUACGGGCAGUGGAUUUGAUUGUAGAUCAAACAUAUUCGGAGGCUUUAACGCUGCGUCAACUCAACGACACCUUCUCAAACAAGCAAUAUCGGUAUUUCAACACAACGUCACGAAACAAGAAGAUAUCCAAUUGCCCCAUAUUUUGUGUAGCAGUCUACGCUGCCAAUUACUGGGGCGGUCACGCAGGGGGAAGUUCCAUACAUUUUGACGGCUUUCAGAGUGUGCCACUGUUGAGGGACACUAAGAGUUUCGAAGCGCUGGCAGCAAGACAGGCCGCGGACAUUUCACCACCCGCUGACGACGAAACCCCUAUUGACUCUUUGUCCUCGCCUUCCUCAUUGGACUGGUCCAAGAGUAAGGUUAUACGCUCCAUGGAACCGCCGAAUGAGCUAAAUUAUGCAGUGUUCCCUUGGCUCUCCAAAUUGCAAGAAGAUCUGGAAACCUUGGAUCGUACAAACUACAACCUCCACUCACUUUGUGAACUCUUCGAAUACUUAGCCCGCGUACUGAUUCAGGAUCUAGCAUAUUUGAGCUGCACGAAUGAACUACCAAGCCUUCUCUCAAAUGUGCUUGAAUACGUACCACGAUUGUACACAUCUAUGGAAUUCAAACAAUUCAAAAGCGAAAUGCAGCGGCUGAUAAACGCCCAGCACAAGAACAUGGAUUGGAACGAUCAAAUACUCUCCAAGAUUGAAGGCGGUUACAUUGACAUCUGCAGGCGAUUUGCUCUUCACAACCAAUCUCUUCACGAUGAGCUUCGGACUUUGCGUUUAGAAUUAGCAUCGAUAAAGAAGUCGAUGUCUGACGUACUUCAAACCCAACGUCUCUAUUUAUCUGGAGGCAUUCCAAAUGGACCCAUGGCCAACGCCAAUAAUGUCCAGAAUGGCCCUUCCACCGACAAAAAUGGGCUUCCUGCCAAUAUUACGAAUAGUUUGGGAACGACCGAAGAGCACGGCCAAAUAUCUCCUUCUCUGACAUCUCGCAGUAUGUUUCAUUCUUUGAGUGGUUCCGCGGUGCCAGAAAGUCAAGUACGGAAGCUUCCGUUACCGACGCAAGCAGGACUCACACCCCCGCCUGCAGAUUCCCCUUUCAAGCGUUUCAAAUUCGACGAUUUGAGACCUAGCCACGGCGCUCAACCUCAACAACAACAGGGGCCACAGCAAUAUACAAUGCUGCAACAGAGUCAGCCCCAACAAUCUACACCAGGGAACAUAAAUGCUACAUUGGAUUCUAUGCUGUCUCGUGGAGGGCUUAGUCCAAGGCUAGGCGUUCCGUCCUCGACUGGUGUGCCCAUGUCGUCACAACUUUCUCCGCAAUUUGGCUUCCCUAGCGUACCAGUACAAAUGAUUCCGAAAACAAUCCCCAGUGGCACGUCUUCUUACGGCGAUUCAGCACAGGAAGUGUUCAAAUAUAAGCUUUCGAGGGAAAACAAAACGAUAUGGGAUUUAUUCAACGAAUGGUUUGUUGGACUGAAUGGGGAGCCCUCCAUCAAAUCUUUGAUCGAUACCUAUGGAUGGCGCCGGUGGAAAGUUGGCGAAGAUUCGCACUUUUUCCCGACCCGACGAAUCAUUAUCGAUUAUAUCGAGCGUGAAGUUGAUCGCGGCCUGAGAACAGACAGGUUUGUAAAUAUGGACCGCGAAUCCAUGCGCAAAGUGGUAACGGAUGACCUUGAAAAGUUCAGAGCUACCAACGGACUGACGCUGAAUAGUAUAUCGAUGUACUUCAGGAACUUGACGCGGAAAAACACGGAAAUUUGCAUAUAUGAGAAUUUUCAAGACUGGUCAGUUCUUCUGAUCGACGAGGACGAAAAGAAUAAAUACUGCAAACGACAGCACAACAGCAGUUCAUGA